Carassius carassius (crucian carp) is the source of this 9050-nucleotide messenger RNA. RefSeq names its product protein sidekick-2-like. Lineage: Eukaryota; Metazoa; Chordata; Actinopteri; Cypriniformes; Cyprinidae. Bases 811 to 7572 code for a protein of 2253 amino acids. The transcript is spliced from 46 exons. Gene Ontology annotation, molecular function: protein binding. The record is from RefSeq and is a predicted model, not a curated record.
UGCAUUCAGCAGCGAGCGCCCGUCUGUGUCUGUGUCUUAUUGGAGCUCACCGCGCGGUGGCACCGUGCGUCAGCCCCCUUCGCGCGCACCUCUCUCUCUCUGAUCUGCUGCUCAAAUGAUGCUGGAGAUUUUCAGCGCGACGGGGCCGGUUCCUGGGCGGCAAUCAGCGAUGACAGUUUGAUCUCUCACGAAUACCGUUUUGCACUCUCGUACACAAGCGGAGCUUUACGCAGAUCAUGUUUCUAUAAGACUAAGCGGCACCGUGUCGCACUAAAACGGGACUUGGAAAGUUACUUAAACCGAAUGAAGCUUAUCCUGCAUCUGGGCGGACUCAGUGAACGGGAGGUUCUUCACUGCAAAAGACUCGUUUUGGGGAUAACAUAUGAGCCAGGAACAGAGCUAACUUUUGUUUUACUGGAAUGAGAAAAACACAGCGUCAUUGAUCAUGAGCGAAUUAUCACCAGUCUAAUCAGAUCCUGGGGACCGUUAUCAACAAUUCGUGAACUAGAGGCGUUUGCGCUCUGGAGUGGGAAUACUUACUGAUCAAACAUUUAUUAAGUGAAUGCAUGAGAGCAGAGACAUUGGAUGAAAGAACAAAAGUCUCCGUGAUCAGACUUCUGUGCGUACUGUGCACUGUUAAGAACUGAAGUUUUAACAUACUGUUCACAAACUCACACCUACAACGGAGUUUUACAACAUUCAAGUUUGAGAUAUAAAUGUAAAGGAAUAGUGUUUUGACUCGGACAAGACGCGCCAGAGACACUCCAGAAAACUACGCGCACAACUGUGGCUGGACUGUGGAGGAGCAACAUGUACCCGGCGUGCCGGACAAACGCGUUCAGUGUCUCUUCAUCUGCCUCUCUGGCAAUGUUGGGGAAGUCGGGUAAAGCAAAGAAAAGACUUUGUUGGAUUGUAAUAUUGCUGUCGGUGCUCCUACAUCUGGCGUCUACACAAGAUGAUGUUCCUCCAUACUUUAAAACAGAGCCGGUACCGAGUCAGUUGCACUUGGAAAGGAACCGGUUGGUUCUAACUUGUAUGGCUGAGGGGAGCUGGCCAUUGGAGUUUAAAUGGAUCCACAACGACACAGAGAUCACACGCUUCUCGCUGGAGUACAGGUAUUUGAUACCAUCUCUGGACAGAUUGCAUGCUGGCUUCUAUCGGUGUAUUGUGAGGAACAGAGUCGGGGCGUUGUUACAGAGAAGAACCGAAGUACAAGUGGCAUAUAUGGGAAGCUUUGAGGAAGGGGAACGAACCCAAGCCAUAUCCCAAGGAGAAGGAGCCGUAAUACCGGCGCCUCAUAUUCGCUGUUUCCCUCAACCACAGGUGACCUGGUUCAGAGACGGCCGCAAAAUCCCUCCCAGCAGUCGAAUAGCCAUUACUCUGGACAAUACGCUGGUCAUCCUGUCCACUGUGGCCCCAGAUGCUGGACGAUACUACGUACAAGCCGUGAAUGACAAGAAUGGUGAAAACAAGACUGGCCAGCCCAUAACGCUGUCUGUGGAAAAUGUUGGUGGUCCUGCAGACCCCAUCGCUCCCACCAUUGUCAUCCCGCCGAGGAACACCAGCGUCAUCUCUGGCACCUCUGAGAUCACCAUGGAGUGUGUGGCCAACGCUAGGCCUUUAAUAAAGCUGAGCAUCAGCUGGAAGAAGGACGGUGUUCCGGUGAGGAGUGGACUGAGUGAUUUUAACCGUAGACUGACGGUGUUGAGUCCAGUGGUCAGCGACUCGGGCUUCUACGAGUGUGAAGCUGUCCUCCGCAGCAGCAGCGUUCCCUCUGUCAGCUCUGGAGCUUACCUACAUGUGCUCGAACCGCCUCAGUUUGUGAAGGAACCAGAAAAACACAUCACAGCUGAGAUGGAAAAAGUAGUGGACAUUCCCUGCCAGGCCAGAGGUGUGCCACAGCCUGAUAUUGUGUGGUACAAGGAUGCAGUACCCAUAAGCCCUGUGAAGACCCCGCGCUACAGAGUUCUAGCAGGAGGUAGUCUCCAGGUUAACGGCCUCUUACCCGACGACACAGGAAUGUUCCAGUGCUUCGCUCGCAACCAGGCCGGAGAGGUGCAGACCAACACCUACCUCGCCGUUACGAGUAUAGCACCGAACAUCACUGCAGGGCCUUCCGACAGCACUGUGAUUGACGGCAUGUCAGUUAUCCUUCACUGUGAGACCUCAGGAGCGCCCCGUCCUGCCAUCACCUGGCAGAAAGGAGAACGAGUGCUAGCAAGCGGUUCGGUUCAGCUCCCGCGGUUCACUCUCCUGGAGUCAGGAAGUUUACUCAUAAGCCCCUCCCACAUAUCAGACGCUGGCACCUACACCUGUAUGGCCAGCAACUCCCGUGGCAUAGACGAGGCCUCGGCCGACCUCGUAGUCUGGGCACGGACACGCAUCACUAACCCUCCUCAGGAUCAGAGUGUCAUCAAAGGAACAAAAGCCACCAUGACCUGCGGUGUGACGCAUGACCCCAGCGUCUCAGUCAGGUUCGUUUGGGAGAAGGAUGGUCAGGGGAUCAUUCCUCAGUCUCUGCCUCGACUGCGGCUGGAUGUCAACGGUACGCUGCACAUCUCUCAGACCUGGUCAGGUGACAUCGGCACAUACACCUGCAGAGUGACAUCAGUGGGCGGCAAUGAUUCCCGUAGUGCGCACUUACGCGUGAGGCAGUUGCCUCAUACCCCUGAGAACCCCAGCGCAGUGUUAAGCACCACAGAGAAGAGAGCCAUAAACCUGACGUGGGCCAAACCUUUUGACGGGAACAGCCCUCUCAUCCGUUACAUUCUGGAAGUGUCUGAAAACAACGCUCCUUGGACAGUCCUGUUGGCCAGCAUCGAGCCGGAGUCGACUGCUGUAACAGUCAACGGGCUGAUCCCGGCGCGCUCAUACCAGUUCCGUCUCUGUGCCGUCAACGACGUUGGCAAGGGCCAGUUAAGCAAGGAGACUGACCGGGUGUCUCUUCCAGAGGAGCCGCCCAGUGCUCCGCCUCAGAACGUGAUUGCCAGUGGCCGCACCAACCAGUCCAUCAUGAUUCAAUGGCAGCCACCACCAGAAAGCCACCAAAAUGGCAUACUGAGGGGAUACAUCAUCCGGUAUCGUCUGACCGGUCUGCCUGUGGAUAUCCAGUAUAAAAAUAUCUCGAACCCUGAGGUCACCAACCUGCUGCUGGAGGAUCUUAUCAUCUGGACGAAUUACGAAAUUGAGGUGGCGGCAUAUAACGGAGCUGGACUGGGCGUUUACUCCCAUAAGGUUACAGAGUGGACACUCCAGGGAGUUCCCACCAUCGCUCCAGGCAAUGUGAAAGCAGAGCCUGUUAAUUCCACCACAAUCCACUUCACCUGGACAGCCCCGAACCCACAGUUCAUCAACGGCAUCAACCAAGGCUACAAGCUGUUAGCAUGGGAGCCAGGAAAAGAAGACGAGAUGACAAUAGUGACCGUUCGGCCAAACUUCCAGGACAGCGUGCAUGUGGGCCACAUCACCGGCUUAAAGAAGUUUUCAGAGUAUUUCACCUCUGUGCUCUGCUUCACCACACCAGGAGACGGUCCUCGCAGUCCUCCACGACGACUGCGCACACAUGAAGACACCCCUGGUGCUGUGGGUCACCUGAGCUUCACUGAGAUUUUGGACACUUCUCUCAAAGUCAGCUGGAGAGAUCCCAAUGAGAAAAACGGCGUUCUGACUGGGUAUCGUAUAUCAUGGGAGGAGUAUAACCGUACUAACACGCGGGUUACACACUACCUGCCAAAUGUUACUCUGGAAUACAGAGUCACUGGACUGACCGCUCUCACCACUUACACCAUUGAGGUGGCCGGAAUGACCUCCAAGGGUCAGGGUCAGCUGUCGUCUUCAACAAUCUCUUCAGGUGUACCACCAGAGCUUCCCGGGCCUCCCACAAACUUGGCCAUCUCAAACAUUGGCCCUCGAUCAGUAACCUUACAGUUCAAGCCUGGAUACGAUGGCAAGACCUCAAUUUCUCGUUGGCAAGUGGAGGCCCAGGUGGGUGUCACUGGAGAGAAUGAGGAUUGGGUGAUGGUCCAUCAGCUGGCCAACGAGCCUGAUGCUCGCUCUCUGGAGGUCUCCGGUCUCAACCCCUACACCUUUUAUAGGUUCCGUAUGCGUCAGGUGAACAUAGUGGGCACCAGUCCUCCCAGCCAGCCUUCCAGAAAGAUCCAGACCCUGCAGGCUCCUCCUGAUAUGGCCCCUGCAAAUGUCACCCUGCGGACAGCCAGCGAAACCAGCCUCUGGCUCAGAUGGGUGCCUCUUCCUGAAUGGGAGUAUAACGGGAACUCAGAUUCGGUGGGUUACCGUGUGCAGUACAGCAGGACUGGAGCUCAGUCAAAAGCCCUGCUGCACAUCAUCUCAGACCGCCUGGAGAGAGAGUUCACCAUCGAGGACCUGGAGGAGUGGACGGAGUAUGAGGUCAGAGUUCAGGCCAUCAACGGCAUUGGAGCAGGACCCUGGAGUCAACCUGUACGGGGAAGAACCAGAGAGUCCGUCCCCUCUUGUGGCCCCACAAAUGUUUCUGCAUUUGCCACUACCUCCAGCAGCAUUCUGGUCCGCUGGAUUGAAGUUCCCGAACACGACCGGAAUGGACUCAUCUUGGGCUAUAAGGUGGUGUAUAAGGAGAAGGAUUCAGACUCUCCUCUUCAGUUCUGGACAGUGGAAGGAAACGCCAGUCACAGUGUUCAGCUAACCGGACUAGGCAAGUAUGUUCUGUACGAGAUCCAGGUGCUCGCCUUCACCCGCAUCGGAGACGGCCGACCCAGCUCUCCUUCAAUCCUGGAGCGAACCCUUGAUGACGUGCCUGGGCCGCCUGUCGUCAUUCUUUUUCCUGAAGUCCGGACCACCUCGGUCAGACUCAUCUGGCAGCCACCUUCCCAGCCCAACGGCAUCAUACUGGCCUAUCAGAUCACAUACCGCCUGAACUCCACCAAUAGCAACACAGCCACGUUUGACGUCUUGAACUCCAGCGCACGCCAGUACACCGUCACCGGACUGAGGCCGGAAUCUGUGUAUGUGUUCCGUAUCAGAGCGCAGACACGCAAGGGUUGGGGAGAGGCAGCGGAGGCUUUGGUGGUCACCACCGAAAAGAGAGCUCGUCCCCAGCCCACCAGCCGUCCCACAGUCCCUCAGGAAAACGUCCAGGCACGCAGCGUGCUGUUGUCAUGGGAACCUGGCAGUGACGGUUUAUCUCCGGUCCGGUAUUACACGGUUCAGCUCAGAGAGCUGCCUGAGAAGAUCUGGACGGUUCAUUCUGCUUCUGUUAGCCACGAGUCCAGCUCCUAUAUUGUUGACAGACUGAAGCCCUUCACCUCCUAUCAGUUCAGAGUGAAGGCCACCAAUGAUAUUGGAGACAGUGACUACAGCGAAGAGAGUGAAGCUAUUACAACACUACAGGACGCUCCUGACGAAUCUCCCACAAUCCUAACUGUCACGCCACACACCACAACCUCCGUGCUGAUAUGCUGGCAGCCCCCUCCUGAGCAGAAGAUUAACGGGAUCCCUUUGGGUUUCCGAAUUCGAUAUCGGGAGUUGCUUUACGAUCAGCUCCGAAGUUUCAGCGCUAAUGCCAUCAGCAGCCCUUCAACCAGCUGGGCAGAACUCACAUCUCCAUACAGCGUACGGAACCUCAGCGAUCCCUCCCUCACUCAGUAUGAGCUGGACAAACUUACGAAACACAAGCGCUAUGAAAUCAGAAUGAGUGUCUAUAAUGCUGUUGGUGAGGGACCAACUAGCUCACCACAGGAAGUCUUUGUUGGUGAAGCAGUUCCCACUGCCCCGCCUCAAAAUGUGGUCAUCCAAUCAGCUACUGCUACACAGUUUGAUGUGACAUGGGACCCGCCUCCGCUGGAGACUCAGAAUGGAGAUAUUCAGGGUUAUAAGAUUUUCUUUUGGGAAUAUCAGCGGAAAAACGAGACUGAGAAACUGCGGACUCUCUUCCUGCCGGAGGGAGGGGUGAAGCUCAAGAAUCUAACGGGCUACACCACCUACAUGAUCAGUGUUGCUGCUUUCAACGCGGCCGGCGAUGGGCCACGCAGCCUACCGACAAGAGGAAGAACCCAACAAGCUGCUCCCAGUGCUCCUAGUUUCAUCCAUUUCAGUGAGCUAACCACCACCUCUGUCAACGUGUCGUGGGGCGAGCCUGUCUUCCCUAACGGCAUCCUUGAGGGUUACAGACUUAUCUAUGAGCCCUGCAUGCCUGUUGAUGAGUCCUCAGUGGCCUGUGUCGACUGUCUUCACUCCCCCUCCCCCCCAGGCGUCAGUAAGAUCGUGACGGUGGACGUAAAGGGGAACGCCCCUCUGUGGCUGAAAAUCAAAGACCUGGCGGAUGGCGUCACAUACAACUUCCGCAUUCGUGCAAAAACCUUCACCUACGGUCCAGAGGUGGAGGCCAACAUCACCACAGGACCCGGAGAAGGAGCCCCGGGACCUCCCGGUGAGCCCUUCAUCUCCCGAUAUGGCUCCGCCCUUACCAUCCACUGGAGCAAUGGGGAUCCCGGGCGAGCACCUAUCACCCGCUAUGUUAUAGAGGCCAGGCCCUCAGAUGAAGGCUUGUGGGACAUCUUAAUCAAGGACAUUCCCAAGGAAGUGACAUCAUAUACCUUCAACAUGGAUAUCUUGAAACAGGGAGUCAGCUAUGACUUCCGGGUUAUCGGGGUGAAUGAUUAUGGGUACGGCUCUCCAAGCCAACCGUCACCAUCCAUAUCAGCACAAAAAGUGUCUCCGUUCUAUGAGGAAUGGUGGUUUCUGGUGGUGGUUGCUCUGGUCGGCCUCAUUUUCAUCCUGCUUCUAGUUUUUAUCCUCAUCAUCAGAGGCCAGAGCAAGAAAUAUGCUAAGAAAUCUGACUCAAGCAACAAUUCCAACUGCAAUGCACUGACACAUGGAGAGAUGGUCAGCCUGGACGAGAGCCGCUUCCCUGCCUUGGAACUGAACAAUCGACGGCUGUCCGUCAAAAAUUCCUUCUGCCGCAAAAAUGGUGUCUACACCAGGUCACCUCCUCGACCCAGUCCAGGCAGUCUGAACUACUCAGAUGAGGAUGUCAGCACCAAGUACAAUGACCUGAUCCCAGCAGAGAGCAGCAGUCUCACAGAGAAGCCCUCAGAGAUCUCAGAUUCACAGGAGGCGCUUGUUUUCUCCUUUAAGACUGGGGGCCUCCAUACUCUUCCAACUCAAAUGGGCAGUGACAGCGAAUACGAGGUGGAACCCAACCGCCAGAAGACGCAUUCAUUCGUCAACCACUACAUCAGUGACCCCACCUACUACAACUCCUGGCGCAGACAGCAGAAGGGAAUCUCCCGAGCACAGGCCUACAACUAUACCGAGUCGGAGUCCGGAGAGCCCGAACCCUGUGCUCCUCCACCACCUCUACCCCCUCUACCCCCAUUCCCCCCACAGCUCAGUUCCCCUACACCCCAGAGCCAGUCCCAGGCUGGCAGCCUUUUUAGACCCAAAGGCAGCCGGACUCCCACUCCUUCCCAGCAGAGCUCCAACUCACCCAGUCAGCACGGCACACUUUAUCGGCCCCCUAGCAGCUUGGCCCCAGGUUCCCGGGCCCCCAUCGCUGGCUUCUCCUCCUUUGUUUGAUUGGAUGAAGACACCGGUACAUGGAAAAACAAAACAAAGGCAAGGGAUCGCUUACUUUCCCCAAUGCCUGAUCAAACUCACAUCUAUUGAAAAACAUCAGCCCUGGAUUUGUUGUGCUUUACUUGUCAUUGCGAGCAGAUUUUUAUUUUUAUAAACUUUCUUUGAUCACACAUUUUGUUUUCUUUCAUUUAGGUUUUUGUUUUGUUUCUCUGCUUGUGUGUUCAAAGCCUUUCACUCAAAAUGAAAGAUAAUCACUUGGAAAGACAUUUAAACACGUCGGUGAGCUUUGUUUCUUUUGGUUUGAGGUUUUUUGUGCUGCUUGAAAAAACUGCAUGACUUUGUUGUUGUUCAAACAAAUAUUUUAGUUUGCUUUUUCAUUUAGAUUUCAUUGGUACUUCUGUUUUAUUGAGUUCCACAAAAGAGUAUAACACCAACACUGACUCAUGAUUGCUGGACAAAGGCACUGACUCAUGAAAAAGAAAUGGCUAUAGAGAAAAUCUCAGCACUUGGACCACAUCGAGAAAAAUGCUAAAUAGUGAUUUGUACUGUGGUAUUUUUGUUCUUACACAGAUGACAAAGUACUGCAGUGAUUAUGAGAGGUUAAAUUUCAUUUAACUAGGCACUGUGCACUUAGCACAUGUUUGAGUUGGAAAGCAUCAUUUAUUGAUGUCACAGGUCACUUUUCACCAGGGCUCUGAAAAGGCCAAAUUAAGUGCUUCUCGCUAAUCUGUGUUUUGAAUGUUUUUCCGGAGGUGAAAUAUAGAUUGUUCGUAAAGUUGAACACAAGUAAAUUUUCCCUCGUGGAACUUAUGGAAGGCCAAAUAUGUAAGAGUCUGAUUCACUAUGAUAUUAUUAUACUAGUGCUCUGGAUUAUUUCAGAUUCAGAGUAAUUUAUGUUAGCAGCAGGUGUGUAUGUGUGUGGUGCGAGGUCAUUUGUUGCUCCUUUUGAUUUGACUCUAUGAUGUCAUCCUGAGCUUCAGGUUGCACUUCCGCCGUGCAAACGGUAACGUCGGACACAAAAGUCAAUAAACAGCAGCGGAUAUCAGAUAUUUGCCAGCAUCUCAGGUGGAGCUGGAUGUCAAACAUACCCAUCAAAGAUUUCCUGUUCAAAAACCUCUCCGAUUUUCCCUUUCCUGAUCAUCUGGCCAGACAUAACAUCAUAGAACCUGAUGACAUUUCAAAUAUUGUGCAGCCAAGCAAAUGUAUUGUACCUGUGAACUUCAGAUUUUUCUCCACUUCGCUUUGACGCGGCUAUUCAAAGUUACUGAAGAUAAAAGAAAAUGGACAAAGGGACCCAACACAGCCACAGCAGAGAACUAAAUGGCACUUGCGCAGCUUACUUGUGAGGUUAAAUGAUGUUGUUUGCUCUUUCUUUUCCGUGAAGUGAUUUUACUGUCUGUAUAAACAAGGUCUAUCACAUGCUCAGUCUGCCUGAACACAGUAUAUUCCUAAAUAAAUUAUGUUUUCUGCAAACGUUA